UGUCACCCACUUUCAGCAGGCUUCACGAGAACCCUAUAGCAUCAUUUCUGCCUGUCAUUGGUCACUAUGAUGAUAAUGUUUCGGAGUCUGGGUGGGUGAUGCCGGUUCCCAUCCCUUUCGUUGUGGAUGACAAAUGACGUGUGAGGGCGUGGUGGGGUCGGCGUUUGUGCCCCUCCGACAGGGUCUUGGAUCAGAAAAGUUGCGCGAAGAAGGUGCAAUUUUACAUUUCUAAGCAACAUACUGCACCCGUCCUAUAACUUCGCGCAAACAACAGUGCGCGCUUUCUUGUACCCAUCUCUCUCACAUAUCACAAGAAUCAAAUCAGAAAGCCAAUAGCAUGGCCAUCACAAAUCCCACGCCGAACCAACCCCAGCACGACGAGGACGACAUCGACGUACAUGAUGUGGACAACACACUAGACGCCGAGGAGGCGGAAGAGAUUGUGGAGGACGAUGGCGACGUGCCCAUGGACUCAGACGACGAGGGUGACGAGGGCCGCCAAGAGAUGGAGAUGGAGAUCAACCUCCAAAACGACUCGGUCGCGCAUUUCGACGAGCACAAGGACAGCAUCUUCUGCAUAGCGCAACACCCGGUACACCACGAGAUCAUCGCGACGGGAGGCGGCGACGAUGUGGGCUACAUCAUCGACGCGUCUUCGGCGGCGGCGGCGCAAUCGAGUAGCGACGGACAACCCACCGAGCGCGAGGGCCUGAAGAGCAUCUUCACAUUAGACGGACACAAGGACUCUGUCAACGCGAUCACAUUCACCCAGCCAAAGGGACAAUUCGUCGCGACAGCUGGCUUGGACGGAAAAUUGCGUGUAUGGCAGGGCAUUCCUGACGGCAAGAAGUGGAAGUUUCUGGCAGAGGCACAAGAGGUCGAGGAGAUCAAUUGGGUCAUCCCCAACCCGUCGCCCGACCAUCCCAACGUCGUCGCGCUCGGAGCCAACGAUGGCUCAGUGUGGGUAUAUCAGAUCAGCACAGAGAAGAACAACGAGCUACAGGUCCUCCAAGCAUACUACCUUCACACCGAGACCUGUACUGCCGGCACAUGGUCGCCCGACGGUUCACUCCUCGCUACCAUCUCCGAAGACUCGAGUCUAUACGUGUGGGACGUUUUCGGCGAUGCCGCAUCACAAGGUCUCACAGCGACUACCGAUUCGCAAGCCGUGGUAGGCCUGACGGGCCUGGACGAGCGCUUCCGCGUUGAGGGCGGACUCUACUCAGUCGGCAUCCCGCCAUCAGGCGCAUUCGUCGCAGUCGGUGGCCCCGAAGGCCAGAUUCGCAUCGUCGGACUGCCCCGUCUCUCUCUCGCUGCGCCCGCGCAAGCAUCCACAUCAUCGAGCGGCGGAGGUGCAAAGAACAAAGCUGGAGGAGGCAAGCAGGCUGGCGCCAAAGGCGGUGCUUCGUCAGCUGGUCAAGCUGGUCAGAUCUUGGCAAGUCUCCAAGCCGGAAGCGACAACGUCGAAUGCAUGAGCUUCUCCUCCGCACCACUCACCCUCAUGGCCGCCGGCAACGUCGACGGCUCCAUCACCCUCUUCGACACCGCGCACCGCUUCGCCGUCCGAAGGCGGAUAGAAGACGCACAUGCCGACGACGAGUCACCACAAGCUGUCGUUAAGCUGGACUUUGUCGCCAAGGAAGGCCCUGGAGGUUGGUUGCUGACCAGCGUGGGAUACGAUGGUGUUUUGAAGCGAUGGGAUGCACGAGGUGGAACAGCCGCAGCUGGAAAGGGCCUUGUAGGCGAGUGGAAGGGACACCAGGGAGGUGGUGAAGGAGGAGGUAUCAUGGCUUUCGUACAAGGAGAUGGCGAGACAGUCGUCACGGCCGGUGACGACCAUGUCGCGCUAGUUUUCAAGACGCCUCUGACCCAGUAGACUCUGUAGAUGAUCAGAAAAUAUCGAUACCGUACAGACGACAUCGCGCUCAUUUAUGCCCUUCCACGUGGACACCAGCGUCGCCUUCUACUACACACAACCUCACCACACGAGUCAAACAAGUACCACAUCAUCUCCUGGAGACGCUAGCUACGACUGAGAUUCUCACAAACACGCCUGUAUCGCACCGGGCAAAGUCUCCACUACCAUCAACACUUCACCAACAAGUUGCUUCAUCCGGACGAUUUUGCUCUACACGCUGUUGCUUUUCUUUGAUAGGAGCUACUGGAUACCGGCCGAACUACCGGCGGUCAUGGUCUAGAUGC
This is a messenger RNA of Alternaria rosae, 2202 nucleotides long. Its product is annotated as WD40-repeat-containing domain protein. The coding region runs from base 338 to 1876 and encodes 512 amino acids. The transcript has a single exon. Gene Ontology annotation, molecular function: protein binding. The record is from RefSeq and is a predicted model, not a curated record. Lineage: Eukaryota; Fungi; Ascomycota; Dothideomycetes; Pleosporales; Pleosporaceae.